Pangasianodon hypophthalmus (striped catfish) is the source of this 5154-nucleotide messenger RNA. RefSeq names its product solute carrier family 26 member 1 (gene slc26a1). The coding region runs from base 2307 to 4415 and encodes 702 amino acids. Gene Ontology annotation, biological process: transmembrane transport. Gene Ontology annotation, cellular component: membrane. Lineage: Eukaryota; Metazoa; Chordata; Actinopteri; Siluriformes; Pangasiidae. The transcript has 3 exons. The record is from RefSeq and is a predicted model, not a curated record. Gene Ontology annotation, molecular function: chloride transmembrane transporter activity; oxalate transmembrane transporter activity; bicarbonate transmembrane transporter activity.
ACUGUCUUUUAUGCUGUGCUAACAUGCUUGAACAACACGCUCUCUGAGCCACAAGGUAGCAAGUGACAUUUCUAUUGGAAAGGAAGGGUAAGAAAGAGAUUGGAUUUUAGUCUUUAACCUGUAUUAUUGGGGUGAGUGGCUUUUUACUUCCUGUACAUUUCUAAUGUAUGAAUUUGGACUUUGGAUUAUCAUAACUUUAGCAAAAAGAACUAAGAUUUUACCCUGUGGAUUUUAGAGAUUGGAUUCACACCUACUUUCAGUGCUUUCAGUAACGCUUUACAUUAAGGUUCAAUGAACUAACAUUAUUCUACUUUGAUCUGGUCACAAAGUGUGUAUAAUUUUUUAUUACAACAGCUGUGAGAGUAUUGUAGCUGCGAAUAACAUUUAUAUUUAUGCACUUGUUCUAAUAUGGUGUCAUGUCUAUAGUAACAGCUCAUUCACAGAGACUUGCAUGGUGAACAUUCCACAUAAUCAAAGCCUAAUAACAAAUGAAUUUUCAAAAGUGCUGUUAUUUAAAGAAAAGCAUUCUUUAGAACUUCAAGAGAAAGAAACAGAGAGGCUGGUUUGGGAAUGACUGUUUAUAGCUGCUAUCAUGUUAAUGAUGACAGGAAUUAACUUGUUUGACAGACAUUCCACGAUGUUAUAUCGAACUAUAAACGGAUAAGAAGUAUGAUGAGUUAAUGUUAUUACUUACAUUACAGCAGCUAUAAACAGUUGUUCCCUCACCAGUCUCUGUCUUCUCUCUCUUUCUCUCUCUCUCUCUCUCUCGAAGUUAAUAAGACAAAAAAAAUGCAGUAUGCCUAUGACUUCUGUCUUAAAGAUUUUCACAUAUCAGAAAACUUCUGACUGUUGCAAAGUGCUGACACUGGAGACUCCUUCCAUAAAGUUUAAAUAAAUAUAAGUAAAUAAACAACUUGCCUUACCUUCAUUUGUUUCCCCACAUCUAAAAAUCCUGGACAUGACACUGGAGUUCUGAAUGUGUAUUCUUCUUUACAGGAAGGAAAAGCACAUCAGCAGCUAUCUGUUCGCUUUAAUCACUUAAUGACAACAGCACCGUUUAUUCUUCUGUGCUUAAGCAUGUUACCAGGGUGCAAGUGGAUGCCUUUGGUAAUCUACAUACUCAAACAGAACUGCUCUCUUCUUCUGUUAUCUGGGGUACUGUUUAUUUAAAUGAUCAGUUCAGUCAAGAUAGUUUGAGGCAGAUAUUUACAGAAAAUAUUUUGGGCGAGACAGCCUUCCAUUACGUGUUAGUCUUAUAGCUCCAUUGUAAUACCAAAGAAGCAACCAGCUAAACAGGUCUUAGUUAAAUAUGUCUUAGCCUACUUUUGGUGUCAGGGGAAAAUUAUUUCAACUUGAUGUUCACUGAACUAUUCCAUUAAUUCAUUCAUUUCCUUUAGAUAAGCUUCCUAAAGUGAAAGGAGAAAACUGUUUGCAGAAAACAGGAUGAUCCUGGUGAGCACAUGUGAAAAAGUCUUCACCAGAUUGCAGAUCAGAAUGUAGAAAAGAUAUCCUUAAAACUUAAUACUGAUUCUAGGGACAUACAGUCAGGUCUGGAAGUAUUUGGAAAAUGACAGAGUUUUUGUGAUUUUGCCUUUAUACACCACCACAAUGGAUUUGAAAUAAAACAAUCAGGAUGUGAUCAAAGUGUAGACUUUCAGCUUAAUUUUAAGAGGUUCCACAAAAAUAUGGCAUUUACCAUUUAGGAAUUACAGCCAUUUUAAGCAAAAUACUUCCAUUUUCAGGGGCUCAAAGGUAUUUGGACAAAGUGACAUAAUUGUAAAUAUAACCAUAAUUUUAAUACUUGGAUGAAAAUCCUUUGCAGUCAAUGACUGCAUGAAGUCUGGAGCCUAUGGACAUCACCAAAUUCUGAGUUUCCUCCCUGGAGAUGCUUUGCCAAGCCUUCACUGCAGCCACCUUCAGUUGAGGCAAAAUCACAAAAACUCUGUCAUUGUCCAAAUACUUCCGGACCUGACUGUAUAUUUAGGUGCUGGAUCAAGGGACACAAUGGGACACAACAGAGCACAGAGUAUCUAUAUUUUACUUGAGUUUUUCUUUCACCUAACACUUCUGAUUUUCAUGACUACAUCUCAGAAGAAAAAAAAUCCAUUUUCUACCCACUACUUUUUCAAACAUCACUACAUUUCUCUAUAGUUAUAUACAGGAUGUCUCAAACGUCUCCAUACAUAGGGGACUACGUAUGCCAGCAAUACGUCGGCUGUGUCUCCGUCAGUGGAUGUUCAUGGACGUCCACUACUCGGAGAUAGGAUAAAGAACCUCGUUGGCACGUGGGAACAGCAUUAGAAGACAUGGAGGAUGCAAGGCCUCAAUACACAUGCCAUCUGGAACGCAAGGUUCAGCAGAAGAAGGGACCAGUAGAGGUCAUUAGGACCAAACUGCGCCAUCAACUGUCUUGUUCACUGCCCAAAGUGAAAAGCACAUUAACAGACCUCUUUCCUGUCGUGCUGUGGUUGCCAAAAUACAAGAUAAAGGAAUAUGUGUGGGGUGAUGUGAUGUCCGGGCUCAUAGUGGGGAUUAUUUUAGUGCCUCAAGCCAUUGCUUACUGCCUCCUUGCAGGCUUGGAGCCAAUUUACGGUUUGUACACAUCCUUUUUUGCCAAUAUCAUCUACUUCUUCUUGGGCACAUCCAGGCAUGUAUCUGUGGGUAUCUUCAGCCUCAUGAGUUUAAUGGUGGGACAGGUUGUGGACAGAGAAGUCUAUUUAGCAGGGUUUGAUCUGAGUGAGGACAGUAAGAAAAGCUCCUUGGAUGUUGGAUGGAAUGGCACUGAAGACCACCAGGAUACCGCGGUCAACCUUACCAUAGGGGCCUUCGGCAUGGAGUGUGGAAAGGAAUGCUAUGCUAUCAGCAUUGCAACAGCUUUAACAUUCCUUGCUGGAGUUUACCAGGUCCUGAUGGCAGUAUUCAGGCUUGGGUUUGUUUCAGUUUACCUCUCUGCUCCAAUGCUGGAUGGCUUCGCCACUGGUGCCUCAUGCACCAUCCUAACAGUCCAGGCCAAGUAUCUGGUGGGCCUGAAAAUCCCUCGUCAUCAGGGUUAUGGAACCGUCGUUGUGACUUGGAUCAACAUUUUUAAGAACAUACGUAAGAUCAACUUUUGCGAUAUGAUUACAAGUGCAAUUUGUAUUGCUGUCCUACUAGUGGGGAAAGAGCUCCAGGAUCGGUACAAGGACCGUCUGAAGAUACCUCUGCCUACAGAGCUAGUAGUAGUGGCCUUAGCAACAGUGGUUUCCCACUUUGCUGAUCUGAAUGGUCAGUACAACUCAAGCAUCUCAGGUGCCAUUCCAACUGGUUUCAUUCCCCCAAAGGUUCCAAGUUUCGAACUAAUCCCAAGGGUAGCACUUGAUGCCAUCCCAUUGGCUGUGAUCAGUUUUGCCUUCACUGUCUCAUUGUCAGAGAUGUUUGCAAAAAAGAAUGGCUACACAGUCAGACCAAACCAGGAGAUGUUGGCAAUUGGCUUUUGUAACAUCAUCCCAUCAUUUUUCCACUGUUUCACCACAAGUGCUGCACUUGCCAAGACUAUGGUGAAAGACUCGACAGGUUGCCGAACGCAAGUUUCUAGUGUGGUGAGUGCUUUGGUCGUGCUCUUGGUUCUUUUGGUUUUAGCCCCGUUCUUCUACUCUCUGCAGAAGUGUGUCCUUGCCUGCAUCAUUAUUGUCAGUCUGAGAGGUGCCCUGCGGAAAUUCAGAGACUUUCCCAGGCUUUGGCGCCUCAGCAAGAUUGAUGCGGGUGUCUGGAUGGUGACCAUGUGUUCAAGUGCUUUGAUCAGCGUAGAGAUCGGGCUGGUGAUUGGAGUAGUCUUCUCCAUGUUGUGUGUCAUGGUGCAAACCCAACAUCCCAAGGCUUCACUACUGGGCCAAAUCGAGAAUACUAAUCACUAUGAGGACUUGAACGACUAUGAUCACCUUAUGAUCAUUCCAAAAGUAAAGAUUUUUCGCUUUCAGGCUCCACUUUACUACGCAAACAAGGACUUUUUCUUAAAAUCUUUAUUCAAAGCAGUUGGAUUUGAGCCAUUCCUUGAAAAAAGCAGAAGAAGAAAACUAGAGAAAAAAGCUAAAAUCAGAACUGCAAAGGAGACUGACAAAGAAAAUGGUGAUGUUAGUUUAAGCCUAGUAGCAAGCGAAGUGGAAUUCCACACCAUAAUUCUUGACUGUUCUUCUGUCCCUUUCAUUGACACCACAGGUAUUAACACCUUGAAAGGACUGGUAAAAGAGUACAAAGAAGUUAGUGUAAAUGUGAUUCUGGCAUGUUGCAACACGACAGUCAUAGAUUCUUUGAGACGAGGUGAUUUCUUCGGGUCUGAUGAUAAAGAAAUGCAUACACUGUCAUUCCACAACCUUCAUAGUGCAGUUUCUUUUGCCACAAGCGACACUACAGCAUCGAUUAACACUUCAUCUGUGUAAAGGGAGUGCAACCUUAUUUAAUGCUCACAAACAUCACAGACAUUAAAUACACACCAAUAGGCUACUACUAUUGUGUUUUUUAGAAACUAAAAAUGUUUGUACAUCAUAAAUGAUUAGCUAAAGGAGACUGCAAUCUGACAACAUUAAUACUCCAAUUUUUAUCUUUAUACACAAAUUUAUACUGAGUUUUUUUUUUUUUUUUUUUUUUUUAAUUUUCUCUUACUGUAAAAGAUAAUGCUGCUGUUACUGUAUGUACUUAUGCCACAUUCACAUCAUAUGGGAGAAUGAUAAACUGUUCUGACUUGAGAGCUUUUACGCAUUGCCAUUUUGUAUACUAUGUACAGUUUUUUUAAAUCUAACAUUAGAUAGCAUUAGCAGUUCCUGUUGAAUAAGUGCAUAUCUUUCUACAUUUUAAUAGAUCAAAAGAGAGUGAUGCAAUUUACUGGCUGUAAUUCAUAAUAAAAUUUAAAUAUGAACUAAAAUUCCUUGUUUCAUUGGAGGCAUGGCAUGUUUGUGUAGUCCACUGCCUCACUACUGGCUUUGGUUAGCAAAAUCAGGACUGUUAAAAGCUCCCAAAGCUUGAAAUUGCUACAAAAAUAUUGUUAUUAACAGUUCUCAGUAGGAAAGUGGGAAUUACAGUCUUUCCCAUAUGAUGUGAAUGCAGCAUUAGCCAGCUCUUAUAAACGUGACUAAUGUGAAACGAAUGUUUUGUAUUAAUAAAUGGUAUUGAUUUUUCUUA